Molecule: messenger RNA, 4355 nt
Organism: Zootoca vivipara (common lizard)
Lineage: Eukaryota; Metazoa; Chordata; Lepidosauria; Squamata; Lacertidae
Gene: SYT17
Product: synaptotagmin 17
Biological process (GO): calcium-ion regulated exocytosis
Cellular component (GO): plasma membrane; exocytic vesicle
Molecular function (GO): calcium ion binding; SNARE binding; calcium-dependent phospholipid binding
Source: RefSeq, a predicted model, not a curated record
UUAAAGGAGAUAGAUAUAAAAUAAAUCUGAAUUGAAGCAUCCAGCGAAGGAGGUAGAGAGUGACCCCCCGUUCUUCCAGCCAGCCCCUCUGGGAACGCAGCUCAUGCAACCCUCAGCUAAGGCAAUGCAAAAGGAGCAAAAGCAACGAGUUGGUGCUGGGAGCCGGCAUGGUCAAUCAAACAGUCCUCAUUGAGCAAGCAAGGCACGUCUGUGUUCUAUUGUUGAGGGCAGACGCCAUGCACAGCCUGUGCGGGGACUAAUGUGAGAGACCCGAGGAAGAUGGCGUAUAUACAGUUGGAACCAAUAAAUGAGGGCCUGUUGUCUAGAAUCUCGGAUCUCUUGCUGUGCAGAUGGACUUGCCGGAACUGUUGCCAGAAGUGUUAUGACUGCAGCUGUUGCCAGUCAAGCGAUGACGAAGUGGAAAUCCUCGGGCCUUUUCCACCACAGACGCCUUCCUGGUUGGUGAGCAAUCGAAGCGACGACAGGGAUGGCGACUCUGACAACGCUGCAACGAGUGAGCCCCCUCCAACCCCUCAGGACGUUUCGCUGGACAGAAGGCGGUCGUCUUCGGAUACAUCCCGAUCCACUUACAGCCUCACAAGACGAAUUUCAAGUCUGGAGUUGAGGCGCCCAAGUUCUCCGCUUAUUGACAUAAAACCUAUCGAGUUUGGGAUUUUAGGAUCCAAAAAGGAAAUAGUUCAACCGUCCAUCCUGAGGAAAACCUAUACUCCAGAUGACUAUUUUAGGAAGUUUGAGCCGCGACUCUAUUCCCUUGACUCUAACAGCGAAGACGUGGACUCCUUGACGGACGAGGAAGUCUUGGCCAAGUACCAGCUAGGCAUGCUUCAUUUUAGCACACAAUACGACCUCUUGCACAAUUAUCUCAUUGUCAGGGUGAUUGAGGCAAGGGAUCUACCUCCCCCAAUUUCCUACGAUGGCACUAGGCAGGAUAUGGCCCACUCGAAUCCUUACGUGAAGAUUUGCCUUUUGCCGGACCAGAAAAACUCCAAGCAGACUGGAGUGAAGCGCAAAACCCAAAGCCCGGUCUUUGAGGAGAGGUACACAUUUGACAUCCCGUUUUUAGAAGCCGAAAGGCGGACCCUGCUGUUAACCACAGUGGAUUUUGACAAAUUUUCACGCCACUGUGUCAUUGGUAAAGUGUCGAUGCCUUUGAGUGAUGUGGACCUUGUGAAGGGAGGACAUUGGUGGAAAGCUCUGGUCCCCAGCUCUCAAAAUGAAGUUGAACUGGGAGAACUCCUGCUGUCGUUAAACUACCUUCCCAGUGCAGGAAGACUGAAUGUAGACAUCAUUAGAGCAAAACAGCUGCUUCAAACAGAUAUGAGCCAAGGUUCAGAUCCCUUUGUGAAGAUCCAGCUUGUUCAUGGUUUAAAACUGGCAAAAACAAAGAAGACUUCUUGCCAGAGGGCUACCAUUGAUCCCUUCUACAACGAGUCCUUCAGUUUCAAAGUGCCCCAAGAAGAACUUGAAAGUGCCAGUUUAGUCUUCACAGUCUUUGGCCACAACAUGAAGAGCAGCAACGACUUCAUUGGGCGGAUUGUGAUUGGCCAGUACUCCACAGGCUCUUCGGAAUCCAAGCACUGGCGGCGGAUGCUGAACUGCCACCGCACGGCUGUGGAGCAGUGGCACACUCUCCGGUCUCGAGCUGAAUGCGACCGCGUCUCCCCGGCUUCACUGGAGGUGACAUGAGGACACCAAUGCUGCUAGCAAGCCACUGAGCAGAUCUAUACAAAACGAGUCACACACACACACACACACACACACACACACACACACACUCACAAUGGAAUCCACAGCAACUCUUAAUGGCCACUGGCAACGGAAAAAUGGUUGCAUUAGCCUCCGUGCCACCUAUUAUUUCAUCCACCCCAUUGAUUGUUUUACUCAGGAUCACAUAUCAACCACUACACCCGCAUCAGAAGGUGAUGCUGUUGUGUAGGACAGUGGAAGCUGCUCAAAGGGUUGUCUGCUAAUACGUUUUCAGAAAUCCUUUGUUGCCUGCUGUGUCAUAGUGCGGUGCAGAUAGCAGACUGGUUAGCUGCGGAAAAGCUUCAUGGUUUCCUCUCCACUACGCCAUACUCUACAUCUCGUGUGAGCAAUUGUAUCGGAAGGUAUCAGAUCCUGUGUGUUAUCCGUGGUGAAUGCGUGGUAGAUUACUAGGAUGUUGUUUUAGCGGUAGAGUGUAUGGUGUAAACACGUCUAAACCCAGUCCUUUCUUUGUCACUGUACUAGCUUAACCAAAUCAGAUAUAACGUUUGCUUCUGUGUCUGGAGUUGUGCGCUUGGGCAGAAUGGGAUGGAGGAAGUCGUCUCUUUCCUGCUCAAUCGCACAUGCUAGCGUUUUGUAAAAUGUUGCAUCAUUCAAGAACCCGCUGGUGUACUGCUAUGAAAGCUGCAAUCCACAGCUGGAUCAACCUAAAGCAUUGCUCUUCAACCGAUUGGUUGGGACCCACCACCUGGUUGCAGCCUGAUCUAAGGCAUAGCUGCCAAGUCUUCCCUUUUUUAAAGGGAAAUUCCCUUAUGCUGAAUAGGCUUCCUCGCGAGAAAAGGGAAAACUUGGCAGCUAUGAUCUAAGGUGGGUUGCAAUGGCAGCGCUACUACCAGAAUUGGGGUGUGUGCAUGUUUGACUUAAGAGUGGGUCCUGGGUCUGAAAAGGCUGAAGACUCCUGCGUUAAAGUCAACAAAGCUCAUUUUGGAGGAGGGAAAUUGUGUGUUGCAGCCUAGUUCCAGUGCUCCAGAAGUGUGCAACGGUCUGGGAUGUGUGAGCUGCCCAAUUUGUUUCCACGGUGCAGGUUCCAUGAGUGUAAAGUGUGUGUGGAGUUGUCCUUUCCCUUGGAAGCGGUGGAGGCAUGGAGGGGCCAACCACUCAGCAGAGUGAGGUUGCACCCUGCAUCCUUGCACCCUGCAGUCUACCUGCUAUCCUCAAGGACAGUGGAGGGUGUUGAAAUCAGAUUCAGCCACUGGCCCAAUCAGCUUCUGGAAGGAGGCAGGUUCCACUUUGUUUUUUUGCUCACUCAAAACAGCCGUAGUAGGGACUUGUAUGCACAUCCACCAUCAUUAGAAUGGGGCACAGGUCCCUCUAGGCUAUGGCUGAACUUGAGUGGAGGCAUCUGAAGGUUUCAGAGAACUGUUUGUGUCAAAUCCCCACCACCCGCAUUUUAGGUACCUUUUGUGGCAACGUUCACAAAAGCCCUAACGCCACGUGAGUUGUAUUUAUAUGUUAUAGUCAAGUUGAUCUUUCCACACACACCCCUUUUGUAUUUCAGUGUGUUGAACUGGUCUUGAGUGUUAAGUCAGCAAAUGUCUGUAUAUUUACCUGCCACAUACAGAAAAGGUGUAGGAAAGUAGGUUGAACCUUCUGUAGUACUGUAGAGAUCAGGGAUGGGGAACCUCAGGCUGCCAGAGAGGCCCCUCUAGGCGUCUCCACAGGGCACACACCCUCCUGAGUCACAGUGCUCACCUGCCCUGCUUUGCAGCCUCCUAUACUGUUUUUGUCUGGCUGGGAUGUGUCCUCGAACUCUGAUAAUGCAAUGUGCCUAGGUGGAGAUGAGAGAAAGGGUAUGUGUGAGUGUGAAGAAACUAGCCCACUGUUCUGUUCGCUUUUGCCCUCUCUCUGCUACUGGUCAUGUGGCCCCUGGAAGGUCACUCAGAAGGAAACGUGGCCCCUGGCCUGAAAAAGUUGCCCCGCUCCUGGAAUAGAUGAGCUGAGCAAAUUGUAUGUAGGUGAGAUUGAACACUUGAACAGCUCGUUUGCUGGGAUCCGCUGUGGGAGAGGGGAUUCCUGCCCUGCCUGUGGGAUUUCCGAGAGGCAUCUGAUUGGUUGCUGUGGGAAAUGGGAAUUUGGGCUAGAUACACUGGGCUCUUAACGCUCUUGUGCAAUUACAAAGAGAACCUGUAUUGGAACCCCAAAAAGAAUAUAAAUUUGGUUCUUAUAAGGUGUAAUAUUCCUGUAUGAAAAUUAACUUAGUAUAUCGCUGUUAACUUUUAUAAGUAGUAAAACCUCUUUCUUUCUUUUUUAAAAAAGAAUUGCACAGAACCAUGGCACAUGGAGACAACAAUCUGAGCAUUUGCUGCAGUAUUCAUGCAACAGAUGUCUGGUAUGCCAGCAUCCAUCAUAAAAGCCGGAACGGGCUGACUUUACUUUGACAGAAAUGUUUGUUGGCUCUUGAGCCCAAUGGAGGGGUUUUGGUUCCUCCUUAUUUUAAAACCAUAGUUUCCCAAAGCGGUGAAUGGACGUGACAAGUCAGCAAAUUCUGUCAAUUUUGUUAGAUGCUUCUGUACAUUCCCCCCAAACCCCAAACAUACUGUCUAAGGAGGUGUAUUUAUGGAAAAAAAUAA